This is a messenger RNA of Ahaetulla prasina, 4890 nucleotides long. RefSeq names its product WAP, follistatin/kazal, immunoglobulin, kunitz and netrin domain containing 2 (gene WFIKKN2). NCBI's taxonomy places the organism in Eukaryota, Metazoa, Chordata, Lepidosauria, Squamata, Colubridae. The record is from RefSeq and is a predicted model, not a curated record. Gene Ontology annotation, cellular component: extracellular region. Gene Ontology annotation, biological process: negative regulation of transforming growth factor beta receptor signaling pathway. The transcript has 4 exons. The coding region runs from base 202 to 1932 and encodes 576 amino acids. Gene Ontology annotation, molecular function: receptor antagonist activity; serine-type endopeptidase inhibitor activity; transforming growth factor beta binding.
CAAAGAUCGCAAAUGGUUGGGAAGGCACAUUGGCCUCGAAGUCCCAAACUAUUAUAUAAUCCUGGUCUUUAUAGUCUCAGGACACCUGCUUAGAUGGCCCUAGGCAAAAAGGAAAAAGUAGAUUUAACUUCAACAUGAGUCAAGCACAGCCACACCCAGACCCGAGUCAAUUGUCAGUAUUUUCUCCGGAGCUAACCCGAGAUGUCCUUUUUCAAACUCUUCAUGCGAUGGAUAUGGAUAUGGAUGUUGUCCUGGGACCGCCUUAUCUUGUUGCUUCUGCAGCUCCUGCUCAAAAGCUCAGCUUUGCCUCCAGUCCGGUAUUCUCACGCUGGGAUAUGUCCAAACGAUAUGAACCCCAAUCUCUGGGUUGACGCACAGAGUACCUGUGGGAGAGAGUGUGACGCCGACCUGGAGUGUGAGACUUUCGAGAAAUGUUGCCCUAAUGUUUGUGGAACACGAAGUUGUGUUGCAGCCCGGUACAUGGAUGUGAGAGGGAAGAAAGGACCUGUCGGGAUGCCCAAAGAAGCCACGUGUGACCGAUUCAUGUGCAUCCAGCAAGGUUCAGAGUGUGAUAUCUGGGAUGGGCAGCCUGUCUGCAAAUGCAAAGACAGGUGCGAAAAGGAGCCAAGUUUUACAUGCGCAUCUGAUGGGCUCACCUACUACAACAAGUGCUACAUGGACGCAGAAGCAUGUACCAAAGGCAUCACCCUCAACGUGGUGACUUGUCGCUAUCAUCUCACCUGGCCGAACACCAGUCCUGUCCCAGCAGAGACUACAGCUCAACCCACAACUGCUUACUUGGAGACUACCAUCACAGACAUCCUCGCACCUGUUUUAGUCAACGACCCAACCCAUCAGUCGGUCUACGUAGGAGAGACGGUAAGCUUUCUUUGUGAUGUCAGUGGUCGACCUAAACCAGAAAUCACUUGGGAGAAGGAGACUGAGAAUAAAGAGAGAGUAAUUAUGAGGCCUAACCAUGUCCAAGGAAAUAUCGUUGUCACCAAUAUCGCCCAGCUGGUAAUCUAUAACACGCAGCUACAAGAUGCAGGGAUUUACACCUGCACAGCCAAAAACCUUGGUGGUGCUUUAAGGGUUGAUUUUCCAUUGUCGGUCCUCCAAGGGGAAGCUACUUCUCCAGAAUCAGUGCAGAAUAAAACUCACUUUCCAACCAACGAGUGCCUGAAGCAACCCGACAGUGAGGACUGCGGAGAAGAGCAAACCAGGUGGUAUUAUGACGCAAAGAAAAACAACUGCUUCACUUUCAUUUAUGGGAACUGUAAUAGCAACCUCAAUCAUUUUGAGACCUACGAGAGUUGUAUGUUGACAUGCAUGAAUGGCCCCAUCAACAUCUGCAAUUUGCCGGCCCUGCAAGGUCACUGCAAAGCCUAUGAGCCCCGGUGGGCAUACAGCAGCUUGACAAAACAAUGCCAGUCUUUUAUUUAUGGAGGUUGCGGAGGCAAUGAGAAUAAUUUUGAAAGCCGAGAGGCCUGCGAAGAAUCGUGUCCUUUCCCUCUGGAUAGGCUCUGUAAAGUUUGCAAGGCUUGCAAACCCCGGCAAAAGCUGGUGACCAGCUUCUGCAAAAGCGAUUUUGUGAUUCUUGGCCGUGUCAUGGAGCUGACAGAGGACCAAGAUUCUGGCCAUGCCCUGGUGAUGGUGGAGGAGAUUCUGAAGGAUGAGAAAAUGGGGCUUCAGUUCUUGGGAAGGGAGCCUUUGGAAAUCACCUUGUUAAACAUGAACUGGAGCUGUCCGUGCCCCAACAUUACGGCAACGGAAGGCCAGCUCAUCAUCAUGGGGGAUGUCUAUAAUGGAAUGGCUGUUUUACAGCCGGAUAGUUUUGUUGGGGCCUCAAGUGUCCGACGCGUUCGAAAACUUCGUGAGGUCAUCCACAAAAAAACCUGUGAGCUAUUAAAAGAGUUCUUAGGACUGCACUAAUGCCCUGACAGUAGCUCACUAGCUUUCCAACAUUUGUGCAUUAUAUAGUUUACCCUGAAAACCCCUUAUGUAACUCUCGUUUGCUAAUAUAUAUUAUGUAUUACAUAUGAAGGAAUGAGUGGCAUGUAGCAGAGAGACAGUUGACUUUUUGACAAGUAUUUUAAAAUAGCAGUAAACAGCAAUUAAUCUUUAGAUUUCAAUUUAUCUAUCGCUCUAGAAAUGCCAUCUGGUGUUUAUCGCUUGCUAACAAUGCAAUUUUCAUCAUAUAAAAAAAUCAGUUCCGCAACAUUUGUCUAGAGCUAAAACAUGCAAAAACUCUUACCCUAAUAGCUCUUGUUUGGAAUUCAGAGAUGUUUGUGAAAAGCAUCUAAAAUGCAUCCCACUCUUCAAUAUAUUGCAAAAGAAAAUGUAAAUUAUUGCCUAUAAUCACGAUAAUUAUAGCCGUUACACCAAUCCAUUGCGGCAUCUUUUCUGAGUGGAAAUGAUUUCGAGGCAGGGACUUCAUCUUUAAUAGACAUUUUUGUAGCAGAUUUUUAUACACCCAUCUAGUCACAUUCCAAAUGAUCUGUUCUAUCAGAUGAUGAACUUGGAAGCAAAACCACACAUUAUGAUCUCAUUGCACUUUCCUACCCAAAUAAAACAUUGUGCACCGCAUUAAGUAUUAAACAUUUUGCGCUGUGCUGAGGAGCAGCAUGGGUUUCUCAGCUCCCCAAACCCCUUCCAACCUUUGCUAAGUUGUGAUUUUUAUUUUCUUGCUACUUUUAGUUAAGAAUUAAGGAAAACUAGGGUGUAAGUCAGUGAUGGGUAACCUUUUUGCCAUCAUGUGCCAAAAGCAGGGAGAGCGCGGAGGGGUCACACGUGCGUAUGCCCACACCCAUAAUUCAAUGCCCCCUGCACCGCGCACCCUCCCCUUCGCCUCCGCACGUGACACCCCCAUGCUCCCCACACUUUUGGUACAUGAUGGCACGGUGGACCUGGUAGGCCCAUUUUUUGCCCUCCCCAGAGGCUUUCUAGGAAUCUGAGGAGGACAAAAACGGCCUUCCCUACCCCCACUAUUCAUGCUUGGCGAUGAAUAGGUGUAGACCAGUCAGAUAUUUCAACCAAAAAAUCAUGCAGUUCAUCUUCAUCUGAUGCUGACCAAUUCUUAGAUCUUCCUUGCCCUUUUCUCCACAAUUUCUGCUAUCAUAACAAGUUCUUUUGUUUCAGCUUCUUUUUUUUUAUUCUUAUCCAUCUUUUUUAGCCAAGCUAUGUUCUUGUGGCAUUUCUCUGGGUUGUCCAUAGCCGUGCCCAAAAUGCCCUUUUUUUUUCUUUGUCAGCUGUUGGCUGGUUCAUUGUACUGUCUCCAGUGAUGGAUUGGUAGAAACAUUUUUAAUUCAACUAAAAUUGAAGAUAGUGUGCAGUUGAACUUCAUAUCUGCUUAUCUUCUUGGCUAUAACUGUUAUUUGCUGCAUUAUUAUUUCCAUUGCUUCUUUAAUCUUUCUUGUUUCUAGGUGAUAUUUCUUGAUCAGGUAUUUUUUUGCCCUUCUUAUUCUUCAGCCUCUUUUCUUUUAUCUCUUCUUGCUUGCUUGCUUCUAAUUUUAGCAUGCUGAUCUUAUUUUCCAGCCUGGUUUUUCAUGUUGGUGGUGCAGCCUUUGUUUUCUUCUUUGUUGAUUUUGCAUCCGAAGAAUUCAGUUAUAACUGCAGCCAUGCUGUACAUUAAUCGGUUUGUUUAUUGCAGUGAGCUGGUGUUUGUAUUUGAUAUUAUGGAAUUGGCGUCUUUUAAUACUUGUGCUUGUUGUUUCUUUGGAACCAGCUUCAACGCAGGCAACCUUAUUCAGUUGUUUUUGUGCUGCUCCAGAUGUUCAGUGGUACUUUAUUUCACUUCAUCUUUUUUAGUUAUAGUGCUUUGUUAUUUCUGAGGAUAAGGCAGAGGAGAGGAUAUCUGGUUUGGGAAUGAAAACAAUUCAAUAGCUAUGCUGGCUUCCUCUACUGCUGAAUGUUGUUGUUUGAUGGUAUUAAAGACAUCACUGGAGGAUGUAAGCUGUUCCAAAUAAAGCUGCCACUUGCAAUUCACUAAUGGUGAUCCCCCCCACCAAAUACCAAUGGUAUUCAAGUGGUUCUCCAGAAGUUUUGGGACUGCACCCAAAGCACCUAUUAUUAUUGUACAAUCUUUGUUUUCUUUUGCCACAGUAAUUCAACUUAUAUUUGCAGGUCUUUGCAUUUUCUGAUUUUCUCCAGUUCUUUCUCUUCUAUUCUGCUGUUUCCAGGUAUCGCAUCAUCCACUAUUAAAAUUUUUUGGUUCUUCUUAUCAAUGUUUAGAUCUGGGAUGUUAUUAAUUAUUCAUUGAAGAGCACUUGAAUGUUGAGUUUUGAAAAAAAUGAUUAAUCUCAUUGUCGGACACAGCAUGUUUAUAGGCAUUUGCAUUUUUUAUUUUCCACAUAAACUCACUGACACAGUAGGGUGGAUGCAGUGCAGGGAGAGAGAGUAGAAAGUCAAUUGCAGCUGUUCUUCUCAUUGGAGACCAGUCAGGGGGAACCUUUUCUUCAUUAGUUGUUUUCAGCAUCACUGGAAUGGCAUGGAUUUUAGUCCCAUUCCCAACGAGUUUCUUUUUCUUGUCUUCAUGUGACAAUUUUGGCAGCCUCAUCCUGCUCUUCUGCAAUUCCAGAAACACCAUCCAGAUGCCCAGUGCAGAAGAUAGUGAAAUGAGGCACCAUGAUUGCAGCUGGAUUUUCCAUACUCAGACCUAAGACUGAUGGUUGCUGUGAAGGUUCCAAAUUGCAUUAGGAUGAUCCUUGCGACUACCAAUAGCCCUUCUCUUUUCUUAUCUUUAUUUCAGGGACACAGAUUCAUUGUUGGAAGCCAAAGGCUGAAAUACACCAGGAAAGCACAUUUUGGAGUGAUGGACAGGACCUUCCCCCAGAUUGGAAUUGCACGUUAGUAAAGCAGAGGCACAGUCCUAAGCAAUUACUCUGAUAUCUC